CGACGAGUCGCCGAGAGGGACAUAUCGAGCUUUGCGCACGUGUGCGGUUGGUGUUUGUCGUAAUUUUUUGCUCCGGUUAAGCCGCAAUAGCGGGUUCCCAUCCAAGAUGGGAAAGAAGGGCAAAUUCGGGAAGAGCCGAAGGGACAAGUUCUAUCACCUGGCCAAGGAGACUGGGUUCCGCUCCCGUUCAUCCUUCAAGCUCAUCCAGCUGAACCGCAAAUUCCAAUUCCUCCAAAAGUCAAGGGCUCUCUUGGAUCUCUGUGCUGCUCCCGGAGGAUGGCUCCAGGUGGCUUCCAAGUUCAUGCCGGUUUCCAGUCUGAUUGUGGGGGUUGACCUGGUUCCCAUCAAGCCCAUCCCCAACGUGGUCGCCCUGCAGGAAGACAUCACCACCGAAAAGUGUCGCCAGGCCCUGCGCAAAGAGUUGAAGACGUGGAAAGUGGACGUGGUGCUGAACGACGGGGCCCCCAACGUGGGAGCCAGCUGGGUGCAUGAUGCCUUCUCACAAGCCAGCCUUACCUUGUCUGCCCUCAAACUGGCCUGCGACUUCCUGUCCAAGGGCGGCUGGUUCAUCACCAAGGUGUUCCGUUCCCGGGACUACCAGCCCCUCCUGUGGAUCUUCCAGCAGCUCUUCCACAAGGUGCAGGCCACGAAGCCCCAGGCCUCGCGCAACGAGUCAGCGGAAAUCUUCGUGGUCUGCCAGGGCUACUUAGCCCCAGAAAAAAUCGACGGCAAGUUCUUUGACCCCAAGUUUGCUUUCAAGGAAGUGGAGGUCCAGGCCAAGUCUGUGAGUGAGCUGGUCUCACAGAAAAAGCCCAAGGCGGAGGGCUACGAAGACGGCGCUACGGUCCUCUACAACCGCUGCACACUGACAGACUUUCUCAAGGCCCCCAACCCUGUGGACUUCUUGUCCAAGGCCAGCGAGAUCGUCAUAGACAGUGAAGAGCUACGGCGCCACAGCGCGACUACCGAGGAGGUGUGCCACUGUUGCCAGGACAUCCGUGUUCUAGGCCGCAAAGAGCUCCGGGCUCUGUUGAAUUGGAGGGCAAAUCUCAGGCGAUUCCUUGCCAAGAAGUUGAAAGAACAAGCCAAGGAAAUGAAUAUCGACUUGAGCUCCGGCGAAGAAGAGGAAGUGACCCAGUCUGGGCGAGCAGCUCCAGAGCCGCAGGGUGCCGUUGAGGAGCAAGAAGAGAAAGCGGAGGAGGAGCAACUGGAGAUGCAGCUGGCCGAACUCAAGGCUCAGGAGAUGUCCGAACUCAAGCGGAAGAAACGCAAAAUCCUACGUGAACGCCGACGUCAGCGAGAGCGCAUCGAGCUCAAGAUGGACCUUCCGGGUGUUUCUGUUGCAGAUGAUGGCGAUACGGGGAUGUUCUCCCUCCGGGCCAUUGGGAAAAGUCAGCUGCUCCAUGAGGUGGUCCAGGGUGAUAUGGCAGCAGCGGACUCCUUUGUGGCGACCACAACAGGCCGAGACGACCUGUCCCUCUCGGAGGGGGAAGAAUCCGGCGAUGACGUCUCUCUAGCCAGCGAGCUGGAUGACGAGGAACUGGCUGAGGUCGAAGAGCGGGCGAGCAAGCUGAAGUCAGCUCGUGUCCCCGUGAGGGCUGCUGAGGAAGAGGAGGAGGAUGCAGAGGCCGGGAAUCCCCUGUUGGUGCCUCUGGAGGACAAGGAAGAACGUGAGAAACAUCAGGCCCACCUGUGGUUUGGUAAGGAAGCUUUUGCUGGGAUCGAUGAUAACGGCGAUGAAGACCUGGAGAUCGGGCAGGCCCAGAUGCUGUCCCAGAGCCAGGCGGCACCUGCUGCAGUUUCCCGAAAGGUGGAAAAGAAGCCAAAACAAGUGCCCAAGCAGGAGGCCGCACCAGAGUUGACCCUUGACAGAGGCCAGGAUUCUGCAGGAACCAAAGAACUACAGGAAGCGAAGGACUCUGACACGGACGAGAGUGACAGCAGCGACAGCGAUGAGGAGAGGAUGCAGCCAGCUUCAAGAAUGGGAGCAAAGCGUCCUUUGGCAGAGGCAGACGGUAUCGAGGUGGUUCCCAUUGAAGAUCCAGUGAAACGAGCUCGGGUUCUGGAUGCCGAAGGGCUGGCGCUGGGAGCGGCCAUUGCCACGUCCCGCAAGGCCAAGAGAGAUCUGAUCGAUGGUUCUUUCAACAGAUACACAUUUAACGGGGAGGAAGGCGAGCUCCCCGAGUGGUUUGUCCAGAACGAGAAGGAGCACAGGCGCAAACCCUUGCCUGUGAACCGGCAAGCAGCGGAAGAGUACCGCCAGCGCUGGCGGGAGAUCAACGCCCGGCCCAUCAAGAAAGUGGCAGAAGCCAAGGCCCGCAAGAAGCGCCGGAUGCUUAAAAAAAUGGAGCAGUUGAAGAAGAAAGCAGAGUCUGUGGUCAACACUGUGGACAUCUCAGAGCGGGAAAAGGCUGCCCAGCUGCGCAGCCUCUACAAGAAGGCAGGAUUAGGCAAGGAAAAACGGAAGGUAACCUAUGUCGUGGCCAAGAAAGGCGCGGGCCGGAAGGUUCGCCGCCCUGCAGGAGUGAAAGGUGAGUUCAAGGUGGUCGACAGCCGUCUCAAGAAGGACAUGAGAGCCCAGAAGAAGAAAGAACAGAAGCCAAAGCACCGGCGGAAGAAGUAAAAGACUGUUAGGUACCACAACAUUGUGAGUGCCUCUUCUGCAAGCCUCAGACACAUCAAAAUGUUGAAAGAACAUUCUGGAAUGUUCUGGUGGAACGCCCUGAACUUGCCAAGCAGCAGUGAAAGGACUAGUCCCUGCCUUGUGCUUUAGCUGAACCAAGACAUGAAAUUCACACAUGUGGCAGAUUCGGUACUUGGAUCAGUGGAGGUGAUGGCAGGUGUGAAGUGUGUAAACGUAGCAAAGUUUGACCUCUUCUUAAGUGCCUUCCCUUCAGGGCCUGUGCUCUUUGACAUUAAAUUGGGUUUUUC
Messenger RNA from Gekko japonicus, 2931 nucleotides. RefSeq names its product FtsJ homolog 3 (E. coli) (gene FTSJ3). The transcript has 21 exons. The coding region runs from base 107 to 2623 and encodes 838 amino acids. Gene Ontology annotation, molecular function: rRNA (guanine) methyltransferase activity; rRNA (uridine-2'-O-ribose)-methyltransferase activity. Gene Ontology annotation, biological process: rRNA methylation; maturation of 5.8S rRNA from tricistronic rRNA transcript (SSU-rRNA, 5.8S rRNA, LSU-rRNA); maturation of LSU-rRNA from tricistronic rRNA transcript (SSU-rRNA, 5.8S rRNA, LSU-rRNA). Lineage: Eukaryota; Metazoa; Chordata; Lepidosauria; Squamata; Gekkonidae. The record is from RefSeq and is a predicted model, not a curated record. Gene Ontology annotation, cellular component: nucleus; preribosome, large subunit precursor; nucleolus.